AUGGCGGAUGGCGCGAGGACAGCAAGACAUCGAGAGGGGGUCUUGGUUGGGAUGCCAGGGACCCCGAUGGUUGCUGUGUGGCUCGCCAUACCUGCUUUUGCUGUCUGUCCUAUACGCGGACUGGAGCAAGGGGGCAUUCGCGGAGUCCAUAAUGCCGGACCCCACGAUUGCUACAGACUUUCGGGUCCGCAUCAUUACGAAUUACAUACCGUGAGACAAGCGUUAAGCCAUCGAGCGUAUCAUCUUCAAAAUCACGGAAAAGAUGUUGGUUUCGACUGCAGGAUAAGAAACCGUUUCGACCCUUACCAAGAUGCCCCUAUUUCGUCAAAGGCUCACCUAUGGAGAUCUUUUGCGGCACGUCGUCUGAUGCGCAUAGCAGAAUGUAUGGCACGCCACUCUGCACUAGUUACCCCACUGGAUGUUAUCGUCAUCCUACUUGCGCCCGCCUUAGCCAAAGUCAGAAUGUCUAAGAGGGAGCUGGCGUUGCGCCCCAACGGACUUCCGGAAAUAAGCGCCACUUGUGCGACGCGAGGUCUUAAAUAUUCCCAUUAA
Molecule: messenger RNA, 552 nt
Organism: Annulohypoxylon maeteangense
Lineage: Eukaryota; Fungi; Ascomycota; Sordariomycetes; Xylariales; Hypoxylaceae
Exons: 1
Coding region: 1-552 (183 amino acids)
Source: RefSeq, a predicted model, not a curated record